GGAUUCAUGGUUAGGGUCCAGCUCAGCGGCAAGCAAUUUCUCACUCCCCAAGUUAUCUAUUACCAGCGGCCGGUCUGGAGGUAAAAAUAGCCGCUGGGGCUGUUUGUUUAAUCUGACUGUUACUUGACACCACGCGGGUGUUGCGGUGGGGACUGUUUGCCUCUUCCCCACCAAGAACACCAUUUGGUUUCCCCCGGCUGGGUCUCUAUUUAGGUACGUUUCACAAACGUCCGGCGUCUGGACGACUUCUGGGCACUGAUUUUCCCCAGGUGGGCAGGUCUGUGAGAACGGAGAGGUGUGGGCCUUGCCUCCCACCACAGCUGAACUCUGGGCAGCCCGGAGAAGGAGGGAAGAAGUUUCGGCAGCCAGGCAGAGCCGGGCUGCUGGAGGCGUCAGGGUUCUCUCCAGUUCCCAGGGAGGCCUGCAGAGCCAGCAGCUGGGCCACGCGGAGAGCGGAAGAUGGGCAGUGAUGAUAGCAAAUAUAAACAUGAGAAGAAGUUUUUAAACUACGGACUCUAAAAUCCAGCAAGGCAGGCACCUGCAGCCCCCAUUGCUGUAACAGUUUUAGUUACCAACGGUCAGCCGCGGUCCAGAAGCCCAUGCUCCUCCCUCUGAUGUAUGGUCAGAAGUCAGUAGUAGCCUAACGCUCCAUCGCUGUGCCCACGUCAUUCAUCCCACAUCAUCUCAUCACACAGACAUUCUAUCAUCUCACAUCAGCACAAGAAGGAGAAAAAAAAAAAAAAUCCCACUUUGCAAUUGCAUCUGGUCAACAGGAAGCUCUAGUUUUGUGGGAAGAGGACUGCUCUUCCAGAAUCGUCCCACAGAGGCACCCACCGGCCAACCAGGGACAGCCCUCCCAGCUGGCGGAUAAUGCAGGGCAAUAAGAAGUGCACAGACGGGUUCAGCGACUCCUCGAGCAUCGGCAGCGUGCUGGACGAUGCCGACAGGGAGGUUAGCAGCCUCACAGACCGGGCCUUCCGGAGCUUGUGCAUCUCAGAGGACACAUCCUUCACCGACUCUGACCUGACCCUGUCCCCAGACGUCACCCGCCAGGUGUUGGGGACUUUUCACCAGGGAACGGUAAGCCACACCCACAGGAAAAACAGCAUCUGGAGCCAGUUACCGUCGCAAGGCACCGAGCAUGCGGGCUGGGCGGCCACGUUCCAACAGCUACCCAAGUACGUUCAAGGGGAGGAGAAGUACCCCAAGAGCAGCCCCCCACUGACACCAGCCCAGAGAAGACUGGAAGUGCCCCUUUCCGGUCUGAGGAGCAGCAGCAAGCCAGCUUCGAAAGUGUCAUCACUAAUUAAAUCUUUUGACAGGACUGAGAGCCAAUGUUGUGACAGCAGGCCUCCGACCAGUAAGCCCCCAGCUCUCAAAAAUCCCCCUAAAUUUGCUCCUCUUCCAGAAAGUGGUGUCAACUUCUGCUUUGAUUCUGCAUUUCUGACCGUCAGGAGGGUGCCUGCUGAAGUCUCUAGCGCCCAUCAGAUUAGCCACCAGUCUGGAAGGAAGCAUGGAGAGCAGGAGUCCCCCAAGAAUCCUGAAAUGGCCUGUCACGGCUCCAGCAGCUUCCUCCCAACACCGGAUAAUGCAGCCAGCUCGUUUGAGUCCAAGUUCCCGUCCCCGCCCCACAAGCCAGCCCAGGGUGAUCCUGGAAGAAGUAAGGAGUGGCCCCGCAAGGGAACCUUUCUUCAUAGCGAAAACAGUGCUUUUGAGUCGUGGAACGCCCACCAACCAAGGCUGCCCGAGAGAAAGGAGGUCGCUGACCCUGUCCCAGAAAGCAAAACUCCCAAGCAUUACGAGGAUGCACCCAUGUUAAGAGAGCCCCCCGCCCCUGAACACAGAGUCUCCCCCUGCCAAGCCCAGGCCAGCUGCAGCCAGGAGGAGAAGAGGUUGGCCACAGGGGCUCUCACCACGUCUGGACCCUGGGGAGCUAGGGAUCCAGGAGCCCAGGCAUUCGCUGUGGAGGGAAAAGCUUCAAGCUCACAGCCUGACCCUCAGAUGAAGCCAACCCAGGUCCCAUGGAGGAAACCAAAGCCUGGCAAAGGAAGGAAAGAAAGUCUACCAGAUGCCUCUGAAGAGAAGAAGCAGGCCACCAGAAGGGGCCCAGCCUUGUAUACAAAGCACAAUCCCCAGGAUCAAUUCCCAGAAAACGAGGCUCUUGACCUGCCCAUGGACCCCAACGAGCAUUAUAGUCCUCCUUUUAACAUCAGUAAGCUUCUGACUCCCAUCAUCCCCACCAAGCAUGUCCUGGAGCCAUCCGACAGCCAGCCAGUGGAGAUGACCCCAUCACCCCCAGGACAGCUGAAUGGGUACCAAGAGAAGGAGCCCAGUGAAGGUCAGUCUCGGGACAGCUACAGAUCCAAAGCCCCCAGCCUGCUGUUCAACCUCAAGGACGUGCGGAAGCAUGUGAAGAGCACAUACAGCCCCUCACCGCUCCUGAAGGGCCUUGAGGAGAAAACCAGAGGCAAGCAAGAACCCGUGAGCAAUGGCGUCCUCCUUCCCAAUGGGCUGGAGGAGAGCCCUUCAAAUGAGCUUCCUAAGGAGAGACCAGCUGAUGGCUCUUCUGGGUCGCACAUGAGUACCCAGAAGGACCCUGACGCUGACCCUGGUUCACCCUCUUCAGAGACCUGUCAAACUCUUAGCUCACCCCCAGCUACCACCCAAGCCCCUUUCUGCAUCAACGGGGAGGGAGCUGACAGAAACAGCUACGAGAAAGACGAUGGAGACCCAGAGAUGGGCAUCAUCAGGUCGGACAAGAGUCCAGACGCCAGCAAACCCUGCCCCAGGAAGCGUCUGUCCCUGAGGCUUUGCAGCAGAGAGCCUGAGGCAGGGAAGGCUGCAGAGAAACCUAAGACCCCCAGCCUUGAGAAGGGGUUCCUGAGAUCCGUGUCUCAAGAGACAGAACCUGAGAGAGAUGCAGGACUGCAGAAUCCCAACUUGAACCAGAAAUUCUCCCCAGGGCCCCUCUCUCCCGAAGAGGAAGAUGUGUUUUACAGUGACACCCAAUCAGAUUUCAUGCCAGGCUUCAAAAGUAAGGCCAAGUUCAGCACCAGCUCUUCAGACCAGUCCUUUGCCUCAUUUGAGGAUCAACAGAAAACGUGGUUCACCGAGAGCCAGCAGGAAGACAGGAGGAAUGACGGAAGUGCAGGAGACAGUCGGAAGGACGAGAAGGAGAAAGUGAUGGGGAGCAAUGAGCUCCAGCACGGUGCCCUGAGUAAUGGGCCCGCGUGCGUGCAGGAGCACAGCAAGGGGGAACCAUUGCAAGGAGAAGGGGAAGGUUUGUCUGGAUGUAGACCCAGGGAGGCAUUGGGAGAGGAGGCUAACUUCAGAGGCACUUGGGCGGGGGGAAGUAAGGAUGCAGUCAAAGAAUUUACCCCCUCACCAUCUUCCACUUCAAACAAGCACAUACUGUUUGCGAUUAAAGACAACACCCUCAGGGCCACCCCCGUGAUAAAACCCAUCAUGCUGCCCCUCCUGAGGACCAUGUCAUCAGAGGACCCACUGGGCGGCAGCUACAAAGAGGACGACUUGCCAAAGCCAGGCUGGGGAGAAGAGGCCGGUCUUGGUGGCUCUGAGAGCAAGGAAAUGGCCAACAUCCCAUCCCCCACUAGCAUGCAGGACACACACUCGAAGCACACAGCCUGGGAGGGCAUGGAGCACCACGGGCGAGUGCCCGGCAUGGCCCGGAAGGAGAUUUCCCAGCCAGCCCCAACCAGAAUUGGCCCAUCUCCUCUACUCAUGGGAGAGGGUGAAGGGCUGAAGCCACCCCCAGAGGAUGCACAUCACCUUGUGGCAAACAAAGGCAAGAACAGUUCCACGGACCAGGGGAUGCUGGAUGUUCCAAGGGGUAUCCCCACCAUCACUUUGCCCCAAGGCGAGGCAGAAGACCAGCCACCCCCACGGCAGCUGGGAAUGUGUUGGGAAGAACACACACAAGAUUUCAAAAGUCACUUGUUGUCUACACCCAGAGCAGGGCCCCCAGGGAGAAGACUGGUGCCCGGAGAGAUGGCUGUUUCUCCUAAUGCCAGCUCCCUGGAUGAGAGCAGCGCGUGCUCUCCUGCCGCCAGCAGCAUCUGGGAUGAUGCUUCCCACGCCCCCACUGAGCCGGGCCUGCUGCCAGGGUUGUCUCCUCACCCCAGUCCCUGGGCCAGCCUCUACCCGGCCAGGGUCGCCCGGCGGGAGGACCUGACACACGCCCUCACGUGGGAGGCUGGCUCGGACCCCCAACUUGAGCCAUCCGCGGAAGAUCUCAGGACCCUUUCUCCAAGAGGUUCAGUGCUGGACAUGGCCAGCAGCUCCGCAGGCCUCCCUGAGAAACCAGAGCUCCCUGCUCCGCUCGAGAGGGCGGUCGGCAAGCCACCGGCGGUCCCACCCAAAACAGAGAAGGCCCUGCGGCGGGCAAAAAAGCUGGCAAGCAAGAGGAGAAAGACCGACCAACUGCAAGAGAAGCAUGGAGAACCCGAUGAAGAAAAGCCCUUCCUGGAGGACUGGGAGCGCAGGCCACCAUCGCCUGGAGAGAGGCCCCGACCCAGGUUCCCCGAGGUCCGUUCCCUGCCCCCUCCCACCCACCGCCACUCAGUGUCUGCCUUCUCAGAGCCACUCAGGAGGCAGCCCGGGGGGUCCCAGUCCCUUAUGCCUCUGGUCCCUUACCCUGCCACCCAGAAGGUCCUCCAAGACCCCCAGUCUGGAGAGUACUUUGUCUUCGACCUGCCACUCCAGGUGAAAAUCAAGACCUUCUAUGACCCAGAGACAGGCAAAUAUGUCAAGGUCCCCAUCCCAUCCUCUGAGGGGGGUUCCCCUGAGCCGCCCCCGCCAAACACACCUGCUUCUCCCUACAUGCUGUAUCCCCACUUCCGGGCCCUGCCGCUGAUGCCGCUGCGCUGCUCCUCUCAGCUCUCCACCCCCACCUUCUUCAGGCAGGGCCCACACACCCCCGAGGUGGCCGGCCCGGGGUCCCAGAGGGCCCGUGAGGCUGGCAUGCCAAUGGCACCUCCCCGGCGCCCAGGGGAGGAGGGGGGAGAUGCUCCACGCCUGGGCAUCAUCUCCACCAAUGACCUAGAGGACUUCGCCACAGAAGGCAUUUCUUGAGAAUUACAGCAGAAUAACUCCCCCUCAAAUAAGCCCAGAAGAACUUAUUUCCCCUUUCCCCCAAAUGAUCAGUCACUUACACACACACACACACACACACACACGCACACUCACACGCGCGCGCACACACAGACAUCAACAUGUACUUAGCCAUGUGGGAUCCCUAAGGUCUCAAAGGAAGUGGGGAUUGAGAAAACCUCACCUGAGGGGCUUCCUGGGGCUCUCCUCCCUGGGAGAGCGCUGUUUGCAUAACCCUUCCUGGAUCCUGGAUCUGCUCCCCUUCCCCCUUUCUUCUCCCCUCCCUUCCUCCCUGUCCUCCUCUGGCCAUGCCCUGGGAGUGAGUCCCGCCUGAUUCCUAAUGGCCGCUCUGCUCAGGCACCCCACCUACUUCUUCUCAAGGGCCAACUCCUGCAGUGAGCCUAUUCCCAAGCCCCCAGAAAUGCUGCACUGCACUGAGCCCAGCCCUGCCGGGCAAUCAGACCACCAGGCACAGCCCCUCCAGGUCCAGCAUGGCACAGAGAAGCACCUCCACCCUUGCUCCCAUGCUCUAACCAUUUCCGGCUCACUUCAGGCAGAAAUGGCUAAGGACUGCCCCAAGGCAACUCUGCAGAAAGGCUGAUUUGGAUAGAAUGGGUUUUCUUCACUGAGGAAGCUUUCCUCUGAAGGCUAUUUUCUGAUAAAGAAAAGGCUACCUUUUAAAAAGUGAAACAAGCUUGCAGACGUGGUUCUGUCCUGGACAGGUCGUCCAUCAGUGGGCAGUGGCGGGUCUUCACGGGUGAGUAAAGGGCCUUGUGCUGUCCAGGCCAUCCAUCACCACCGACCACACAGGGGCAUCACUCUGAACAGAGCAGCCUCGACACCUGCCGCUGUCGCGGCGCUCCUCCUGGAGCCUUCGGCACUGUCCCUGCCUUGGCGGGUUGGGGCUCUCCAUUCACAUCAGGGAACAAGGAGGAGGGAGACCCAAGCUCACCAUCGUGGCUGGCCCAGAGAACUGAGUCAGGCCCCAGGGGUCCCAAUUUCAUGACUGUUAACCUAUGCCCCGUGCUCAAAGGGAAAUUGUAUUUUCCCAACUCCCAGGCCUUCGGGGAUGUAGAGGGAAUAUCUAAUUCAGGUCAAGGGAGCAAAAUACAAUAACCAUCUCUGCACCUCUAAGAACAGAGGAGUCCAUGAGCACAUGCACACUGUGGGCAACUGUGCUAGGAAGGAAAGCAGGCUGCUUUCAUGGGCUUCCACCCAGGGCACCCACUGAAGCAACUUAAUUCUUGUGCUAUGGGAAAGACGGGGGCAAACACAUCUCCCUACUUGUUUAGAAAGGGCAGCUGUCACAGCAGCUGCCGGGACUGUGCUGCCCACAUGCCCAGGGAACCCACAAUCUGCAUCAUCCUUGUUCUUUUGGCAAAGAUGCUAUUUCCAGGCUGGAAAGAUGGGAAGGCACAGAACUCACCAAGUCCCAGACUCGCACCAAUAAGAGGGCUCUAACUUAGUCUUGGUCAUGAUUUGGAUUCAGGAUUGUCUACCUAUUCAUUUUCCUAACAAGCACAGCCACACCUUAAUUUCUUUAUGACAAUACUCCACAAAUCCUCUGGCUGGACGCCAUGGUGAGACAACCAGACAAAGAGCCAGGAACACAGGCCAGCAACCAUUCUAAGAGUCCGGUUCCCACGAGUCACGCAUUAGGCUGCCAGUGGGAAGAAUGAUCUGUGAUCUUGGCUCUCCCACCAUGGCUAAGCAGCUUCUCACCUUGCUUUCAUCUUACUAAAGAUGAAGUGGAACAGUUAGGAGAAACAGCUAGGAAAAGGGGUAACUCAUUUAAAAUUCUCAGGGCCCCGGAAAAGAUUUGCCUAACAAAAAUAGAAACCCUCUGUUAAAUGAAAGUAAUAAUAAUAGUAAUAAUAACGAUGUCCCCGCAAAGAUAAAUAUAUUUUCCUUAAGGGGAGCUUAUAUAUGGGAAGCAGUCAUCUUCUGUCUUAGAAACAAUAUACGCUGAACUAUUGAUCGAGCUAAAAGCAUUAAGGUAGAUAUUUGGAGAUCAAGGUCAACUCUUUUGUGAAUGCACAAAAGAAAGAGGGCAGCUGGCAGCAUGCAGCUUGCACCCAGAGAGCAGGGAUUCCUGGGACACCUGGCUCCCCAGUAGGUCAGCCUGAAGGAAGGCCCCCAUCAGUUACAGCAAGGUGCCCAUGCUCCUAGGAAGCAGAAAAUGCCUCCAGGGGACAAAACAAAUGAAGACUAACUUACCUGCAAAUAAUGUUCUCCUCUUUCCUUCCUCCCUUCCUCCCUCUUUUCCUCUCUUCCUCCUUUUCUCUCUUUUUCCCUAUCUCUUUGUGUUUUCCUCUGUUCCUCCUAUUACAAACAUUUUCAGAGUUCCCAUUCUGCGCUGGGCACCUCACUGGGUACUAAAGAUAUGCCAUGAUAAUUAGAUCUGGUCUCCACACCCAAAGAAUUAAAAUCUAACAGAGAAGAAAAACAAUUAUAGUCCCGUGUGGUAAGUAAUUUAGUAGCAUUAUCUAAGGAGCACCUGACUUAGCCCAGGAAGAAAAGGGGCUUCCUACAGGAGAUGGCACCUAAACUGAGUCAGGAAACACCAAGUAGUACAUCAGCUUAUGAAGGAACCAGAAAUUCCCCAGCUUUAAUCUAGCUAUCAAACAAAGAUGACAUUUGUGAAAUACUAAUAGAUUGGUCUUACCACGUCAAAGUAUAAUGGCUUAACUAAUUUUUAAUUACCAUUUUUAAUCAGCACCAGAAUGAAACCAGUGUAGCCUCAAAGGAUAGACCUUUAUUGAUAUGUCCCUUCAGCUUCUGAAUUAAUAUUUCACUCCUCCAAGUUAUACCCCACCACCGAAAAAAAAAAAAAAAACACAUUAUUUCUACUGUUGUGUUUA
This is a messenger RNA of Mustela erminea (ermine), 7970 nucleotides long. RefSeq names its product chromosome 14 C10orf71 homolog (gene C14H10orf71). The transcript has 4 exons. NCBI's taxonomy places the organism in Eukaryota, Metazoa, Chordata, Mammalia, Carnivora, Mustelidae. Bases 871 to 5091 code for a protein of 1406 amino acids. The record is from RefSeq and is a predicted model, not a curated record. Gene Ontology annotation, cellular component: Z disc. Gene Ontology annotation, biological process: positive regulation of calcineurin-NFAT signaling cascade.